Camellia sinensis is the source of this 1164-nucleotide messenger RNA. RefSeq lists its product as uncharacterized. Lineage: Eukaryota; Viridiplantae; Streptophyta; Magnoliopsida; Ericales; Theaceae. The record is from RefSeq and is a predicted model, not a curated record.
ACUCCCAAGAUAUAUGAUGAAUUAAAAAAACCAACAUCAAACAACCCCAAAGAAAUCGAGGUAUGGAAGACUAUGGUGUGACAGAGACUGAGAAAGAAAAACUCCAUGAAACAGAGAGAGGUAAGAGAGAUCAUGAAAAAGAAGAAGGAGAUGAAGAGAGGCCAAGUGGGAUCAUAAACCACAUAAUCUCUAACCUGGUCUCUGGAGGAAGGGAAGGAGGAGGUGGUGGUGAUAAAGAAAUUGAUGGUGCAGAGAGAGGAGGAAAAGAGAAAGAAGAAAAGGAAGGUGGGCUUAUCACUCAUCUCAUCUCCAAGUUGGUCUCUCCUCCUUUGAAUGAAAAGAAAGUUGAAAGUUUUGAAGUUAAAGAUGAGAGUAGUAAUGGUGAUGGGAGUGAUUCUAAAUCAGAGGAGGGUGCAAGUGGUGGUCGGAUUAUCAAUAAUCUCAUCUCUAACCUUCUUCAUCGAAGUGAAGCUAAAGAAGGGAAAGAAGAUAAGAACAAUCAAAAUGAGAAACUAAAAGAUGUGAAAACAGAAGAGGAAGGUGGUGGAAAAGGAGGCAUCAUAGAUAACCUUGUUUCUUACUUGCCUACAAGCCUUGCAGAUGGUGUGGCACCACCAACCGAUGAGGCCUCUAUUCUUCUUCACUCCAUUGUCCAUGACUAAAAGAGCCAUGAUCAGGAUUCUGUAGAAAAGUGGUUUGAAUUUCAUUUGGAUUCAUGUAUUGGAUGGUGAUUGAAUUUGGGCAUUUUGGAUGGUACUUUUGAAUAUAUGGUUACAUAUUCAGGUGUAGAUUGUUUGGAUGGGAAGAAUUUUUAAUGCGUUUGGUUCGAAUUCUAACUGGUGGUUUUAGAUUCCAAUGAGAUUGGUUGAAAUCCGAUGAAGUGCACUUUAUUACUUGUUCAUGUACCUAAGUUGUUUUACAUUCAUUGUAUCUUGAUCUUUCGCGUACUCGUGAUAUAAUAGUGUUUCUCAUGAGUGUGAGUAAGCUAAAAAAUGAGUGAUUUGGUGCAAGAAGAAUGUGGUGAAUGUAAGAGUGUGAGAAAUUGACAAACUGUAACUUUCUUUUGGGAUUAUUAGAUUUGAUGAUAUGUGAUGUCUGUAGAUGUAAUUAUAAUUUUCCUAGUGUACAUAUUAUGGAUUUAUCUGAAUUAUCUUUUUUGAUUAA